UGUUGUUCCCAAGUCCCCUCUAAUGUAACACGCUUCCUGGUUCGGGGCCCUUACUACAGGCUGGGGCUUCCUCUUCCUUGCUCCUCCCAAUUCUACCGCCACGUCAGGCCUGUGCAGGUCUGUGUGAUCAGUGCUGCACACCCACCAUCCCUGGGCUGCUGCUGGCGGUAGGUACAUUAGGUUUGAGGAGGGAAGGUUCCUGUGUGUUCCAGUGGGGUGCUAGGCUGUCUGUGCCCUGGGAGGGGGUAAAUUGUGACUGCUGUGAAUUCUUACUCUCCCCUCCUUAAUCCCCAAGUGCCCCUGUCCCAUACUGUACCCUAUUCUAUUGUAUGAUUUGUCUUGAUGUGUGCACUCAUUAAGUGCUGGUGGUCCAUUAUAGGGAGCUGUAAGGCUGAAGCAUGGAGAGUCUGUACCGUAUGCCAUUCACUGUGCUGGAAUGCCCCAACUUGAAGCUGAAGAAGCCUUCUUGGCUGCAUAUGCCCUCUGCUAUGACAGUCUAUGCCAUGGUGGUGGUAUCCUAUUUUCUCAUCACAGGAGGUAAGGCAGAUCAAUUCAGUUCGUGCAAUCUCUGCACCAUAUACCGUAAUAACAUGACUUCCCAAAUCUCUGCAUUGUACUGUAUUGUCUGUAAUUUUGUAUUUUGAAUUAAUCAAUUUGGGGAUGUGUGAAAGAAUAACUACUUUUUCUGUAGUUUGAUAUAUUAUGCUAAACUACUAAAUUUCUAUUAGCUGUUGUGUAGCGUACAGUCCAUAUCACUGAACAAUGAAGUGAGGUGGCAACUGGACUCCUGUUCAGUAUGUAAUGAGAUGCCAAAUUGAAAUGUCCCAAUGGUGACAAGAUACACCGCCUCUCAAUUUACAUACAAUGUAGCAACCUGUCUUAUAGCCUAGCUAUAGUCUAUUGAUCAUAACAAAUUAUGUUUUAAAGGGGAACUCAAGGAAGUUACUGCUCCCCCCCCCCUCCCCCCACACACACACACCAAAAUAACAGCAGCUUAUUGUCGUUCUUCUGGUGUCUAUAACUUGCCUAUGCAGGCUUUUUAAUGUUUUAAAUGUUGAGAGAAAAGGCAGCAUUUACAUUACUGCUUAGUAAUACCUCUAGAGCCAGUCACCAGAUGUGCUUUUCUGCGCUGGUGUUCAGCAUCUCCAGCGUCUCAGCUCUGAACAUUCCCCAUAUAGAUGUAUUGAUUCAAUGUUGACUGGUGCAGCGCAGCAUUUUGGCGCACAUGCUCCAUCGCACCCAAUGACUUGGUGAUCUUAGCCAUGGUGGCGGACUGAGGCGGAGCCGGCUACGGCAAGACCAGCGUGGUAUGGGAGAAAAGAUGACUAAAAUCACCUUACACCUUUUUUACCUCAAAAAGAGGGGGACUGGGGACCUAAACAGUUAUUUUAUCACUAUAGUGUCAUUUGUCUUUGUGUUUCUGAUACUAUAGUGUUCCUUAGAGUUUACAAUGCAUUAUUAGCCAGGUGAAUGCAGGGAAACAGGAAGGGAGUGGAAGCUGGAACAAACAACUUUUCCCUUGCAGGCAAUGCUGCAAUUGAGAAGCUCAUUAUGUCUGCUGCCUGCACACUGUGCAUGCUGGAGACCUUUGCACAGAAUCGAUAUUAUUCAGCCUAGAACAGAAGUCAUGUGUGCCGGGGGGGGGAACGUGCACAUUAGUCAAUAAGCGGCGCUCCUGCCCAGCGGAGAGGUAUAAUAAUGCUGAACUGUCACCUCCACAUUAUCAAUGUCUGUUCUAUCCAAUCUGGAAAGUAUUGAUCAGUACCAUGCAAGUUAGAUGGAAUUAACAGUUUACAAAGAUAUUGAUUUAAAGGACCACUCUAGGCACCCAGACCACUUCAGCUUAAUGAAGUGGUCUGGGUGCCAGGUCCCUCUAGGAUUAAACCAUUUUUUUUUUUUUUUAUAAACAUAGCAGUUUUAGAGAAACUGCUAUGUUUAUAAAUGGGUUAAUCCAGCCUCUAAAGCCUCUAGUGGCUGUCUCAUUGACAGCCGCUAGAGGCGUUUGCGUGCUUCUCACUGUGAAAAUCACAGUGAGAAGACGCCAGCAUCCAUGGGAAAGCAUUUUGAAUGCUUUCCUAUGAGACUGGCUGAAUGCGCGUGCAGCUCCUGCUGCGCAUGCGCAUUCAGCCUGAGAGGAGGAGGAGAGCUCCCUGCCCGGCGCUUGAAAAAAAGGUAAGAUUUAACCCUUUCCUCGCCAUCCAGCCUGGCAGGAGGGAGACCCUGAGGGUGGGGGCACCCUCAGGGCACUAUAGUGCCAGGAAAACGAGUAUGGUUUCCUGGCAUUAUAGUGGUCCUUUAAAUGGUGAAACAAUGCCAGGACAUUCUUGGCAACAUAACCAGUAUGGCGAACUGUAGUGAUUAUGUUGUUUAAACUAUAGUAAAGCUGCUAUUAACUGCUAGGUGUCUGUAAAGAAGGGGCUCCACAUAUAUCUAUUCCGCUGUAGUUGGCUGUUUUCAAGCACCAUGAUCACUACAAUACACUGUAGUGGUGAUAGUGUCUGGGGCGCCUUUCCAUUCUACAUGGUUAAACUGUUAAAGAAUGGUUUGACAACUUACCUGGGGUCUGCUGAGCACCUUCCACUGACUCUCAUAGAUAUGGAAGCUUUCUAAGGAGCUUCCCUUAACUGCAUUGAGUAUUAUCAGCCAGACUUAUCUCUGUGUAGGAGCUUCCUUUUCACUGGAGGUGGCAGCAGGCAGGACCUGGCUCACUGUAGCUAAUGGCAGCUCCUUGAGGGAGCUUUUUGGUUUCAGGACAUGACUGGCACAUUGCAAGUCCCAAGUAAGUUGUCAAACCAUUCCUAAAUAGACUACUGGGAGAGACACCAGGUCACUCCUAGCACCUUAACCACUAUAGUGGGAUGUAAUGGUUAUGGUGCUUGGAGCAUUCUUUUCAUGCUUUGCAGCUCAAGAUUAGGAGUCUGCAGCGUGCCAGAUUUCUGUUGAGUCAGUGUGGUUUCUUGAUUUCACUGUCUAUACCGUAAAUCUUUUCUAGUCCUGAUAAUUUUUCUGGUGUCAUCCUUACGUGAUUCUAUUAAUUUUAGGAAGGUAUCCCAAAUGUUCAAUUUGCAGGGUUAAGACAGCAUCUAAUGGCUAUCUUCCAGAUAGCCACUAAAUGCGCUGUGUGCGUUCUUACUCCGUGAAAAUGAUGUUGGACGGCAUCACGCUUUGCAUGAGGACAUCCAGCAUCUUCCAAAAAAAAAAACAUAGGAAAGCAUAGAUCCAGUGCUUUCCUAUGGGGAAGGUCUAAUGCGCACUCAGGACUCACUGCACAUGCGUGUCAGGUUUCCACCAUCAGCGUGACGUCUCGUGGAAGAUGAGACCUAUUCGGUGCCAUGGGACCUCAGCACUGGAAUUAAGGUAUAUGGAAAAAGGGUUUUUAACUCUUUAAUCACCGGGUGGGAAGAAGGUGCAGAGGGACACUAUAGCAUUAGGAAAACACAUUUGUAUUCCUUACAUUAUUGUGCUCCUUCAAUAAUUUAUUUUAUAAAUUAAAAGGUGUUUUAUUUAUUUUUUAAAUAAACAUUUUGUUUUAGGUCAGAUUAGUAACCGUGUACUCUAAAGGGAUUUCCUAAGCUCCAAAACCACUACAUAUUAAAGUAAUGUUUUUGGUGCAUAGACCCUGUCAGACUGACCGCUUAAAGGCUCUUCUUCAUAAAGACCUUGGAAAAUCAAAGGUUUUCGGCAUCAUUCUUGCUGGAUUCAAUUCAUCUGAUUGGUGGAGCUCAGCAAUUGGUGUGCAUGUGCCAUAGGUAGGUAUCAAGUUCUUGAUUUGUAAUAGAGGUCAUCGUUAAUGUUGUUUAGUAUGUGCGCUGUACAAGGUUAAAGAUCCCCCCCGCCCCUCAUUUUCCCCUUUUCAAUUUUGCCAAGGGUAGUGAUAUUUACCUCGAUGUUCAAAACACAUCUUCAAUGAAGUAUCCGGUUUUAUCCUUUUUUUUUUAUGUCUAUCUGGGGCCUUAGGACUGCUAAAUAAGAGGAAAAAAAUAAAAUAUAUACACACACUUUAUUUAGCCCUUGCAGCUAGUUACAUUUAAUAAACCUCUAUUAUCAUUUCCUUUGGGGAUAUCUUUCAGACCAAUAUAGAGCAUCAAAACCUGUUCACUGUGAAGCAGUAGACCUGGGAAUAGAACUCUUGUUUUUCAUCCAUUGUCCUUUUGAUCUGGAUACAACUGAUCUGUAUAGCUCAGCAUAUUUGAAUGGCUAGCCUAUGGUUUGCUGCUGCCCUUGAGUGGCAAUUUCUGUGUAAUACAUUCCUCUGAGAUAUAUAUAUAUAUAUAUAUAUGUUUUUCUUCUCUCAACUAUAAUUGAGUCUAACAUAGGUUAAACACAGAUGUUAAAGUAUGUACUUUAUGUAAGUGACCACAACUGUUUCAACAAAAUGCAUACUUUUUAUUUUAUUUUUUAAUUUCUGUUAAAUUCUUUUCAAUUUUUUGGGGGGGUGGGGGAAGGUUAAAUUGUUGCACAUCAUUAUUGAAGGCUUAAUGCUGUUUUUGAUUUUGUGUGUUUUUAGGAAUAAUAUAUGAUGUGAUUGUAGAGCCACCUAGUGUUGGAUCAAUGACAGAUGAACAUGGUCAUCAAAGGCCUGUGGCUUUCUUAGCCUACAGGUAAGCCUUGAAAAUGUCUUUUACCCUAUUAAUAAUUUUCAAUAUUGCCAUAAAAUGUUUUUUUAAUCCUGGUUUGCUGUUUAUUAGAAAUUAUUCCGUUUUAAAAGCAUAUUAAUAAAUGCUUUAAUUGUCAGACUAUAAUGCGCCUACAAUAUAAUGCUGAACAUUAUACAUUCUUUAAAAGGGCUUUGAACUUGUUGGCCACUAAGUAUUCAGGUAAGGGACAGGACCGGAUUUCCCAUUAGGCAGAGUAGGCACCUGUAAAAAGGCCCCUGUCCUCUAGGGGCGCCUCUUUUCAGCUCUUAUAAUGCUCCUUUGUGAAAUGCAAGUGGGGUGUUAGGGAAAGAUAAGUACCCAGAGCCUUUGCCUGUGUCCUCAGUAGUCCAGUCAGCCUCCUAUGCUUGAUUGCAGGUCUUCAGGAACAGUUAUGGAGAGUGUGAAACUCAGAGCUCUGCCAGCUCCUACAGUGUGCUGGGUAGGAAGUGUAAAGGAUCACUUCCCACCUGCCCGUUAAUAGCUUCUCACAUAGGAAAUCCAUUGCAGGAGGAGCAGGGACAGCACUGAGUAUGCAUACUGUAUGACCGCUAUUGCAACGCCAAUAUUAAUCAUAAAAGGCUGACUGAACUACAGAAGUCAUAGGAGAGUGAGUAAUUUGCAAAUAAACAUUAAUUCUCCAAAAGCCCUAAACACCCUUUUCCCCUACACUAAAUUGAACCCCUCCCAAAACGUAAGCAUUUUAGCAUUUAAAGCCUAAACCUGAAAAACCAUAUACCUUAAUCUUAGGUUAAUGUGUACUAAACACCCCAUGUACCUCAAUACUAACCUUAGCCCAAAAUCUAACCCUAAACUGAAUAAUUCUAAACACCCCUAAUACUACAACUAUAACUCAUCUCUAUGUAAGCUAACUUUGACAUUAACCCUUCUAUAACCUUAACCCCUUAAGGACACAUGAUGGAAAUAUUCCGUCAUGAUUCCCUUUUAUUCCAAAAGUUGUGUCCUUAAGGGGUUAAACCCUCCUUUACUCUUACCUAACAUAACAUAACACGAUCUUUAACCAUGCAUGUAUUUACAUAGAUGUAGCUGGGCAUGGGGUGUCAGGGGGCACCUUAGAAUUAUGUGCCGAUAGGCCCCUGACAUUGAAAUCUAGCCCUUAGCAGAACUAUAACUGUUUUUUUAGCCCUCUAACUAUUUACAAAACUCUAUGGGGUUUUUAGCAACCUGUUUAAAAUGGAACUGUUCCCCUUAUUUAGAGAGCAGAGUAAUACAGAGCUGCUGUUAUUAAAGAAGAAACUCUUUCAGUGUUGCAGGAAGUUUUUUUUUUUAGAAACCACAUUGUGAUAGUAACUUGGCAUGUCACAGGCCCUUUAGGGUUUGGCGUAAUCUGGAUUGUGGUUGUAGCAGAAUACUAAAGAAGAAAGACCUGUGUUUUAUGGUCUGUGCAUGCAGACCCAUUUCCUUUCCUUUAAAUUAUAACAGCAGUUUGUCUUCCAUAUAUCACAAGACUAAAAAUAGGGAUAUUAAAUCUUUAUUCUGACAUUAUGUUGUAUAUGAAACACAUAGUUAAACAAUUUCAAAGAUGUCCCUUUUCUGUUCUGAUACAUGAUUUGCAUUUAUUCUUUAAUGCUCUACUGCAGUGUUUCUAAACCAGUCCUCAAGACCAACAAACAGUCCAGUUUUUGUCAGUAUUUCCAUUGGAAUAAAUCCUGGAUUGUUGGUGGCCCAUGGGGCCUAGUUUGGCAACAACUGCUUCUACUACAAACUUAUGAUAGUAACUACAGAACUCAUCACUUUCUUACUUAGAGACCAAUACUAUGCACACCAUAGAGAACUCCUAUAACCCUGUGAAACAUGACUUUGGUUCUGAUCAAACCCAGAUAGACUCUAGCUGUUAAAAUUAUCCUUCCUUAAUGUAUGCAGGCACAGCAGCGGUUUCAGCAUAGAGUAAAAAGAGGCAAUAUUCUGUCACAUCUUUUCCCACUGAUUCCUUGUUAAGUUGUAUAAUAAAUAUUUCAUUAUCUUUAGGGGUGUCCUUGUCAUUAUUUUCCUUCUUCAGGUCCCAAAGCCUUAUUUCUCAUCACAAGACUGUUAAUUACUAUAGUUGUGUACAUUUAUUUUGUGUUCCCUGAUCACUGUUGUUUUGGAUUUCUGCAGGGUGAAUGGACAGUAUAUUAUGGAAGGCUUGGCAUCAAGCUUCCUGUUUACUAUGGGAGGUCUAGGAUUCAUCAUCUUGGAUCGAUCAAAUGCACCGAAUAUCCCCAAGCUGAAUAGGUUCCUGCUGCUGUUCAUCGGAUUUGUGUGUGUCCUACUCAGCUUCUUCAUGGCUAGAGUAUUCAUGAGAAUGAAGUUACCGUAAGUAAUUUCCAGUGUCAAGUAACUUCUAGUUUUUAUAGAUAAUAAAAUAUCCACUGAAGUUACUCCUCAUCAAAUCAGAUAUUUUAUGUAAACACUAAAGUUUUACAAACAGUGCUUGGAUUCUGUGCAUUGUGGUACAGUGGAUUCAUUUUGAACUCAUGGAUACGCUUGGUUUGUUCAUAGUUUAAGUGAAUGACUAUUUAUAGGGCUUGUACACCAUUAAAGGGAUUCUAUAGUGUAAGGAGUACAAAUCUGUAUUCCUUACACUAUAGUUCCUUCUGACCUUCUCCUCUUCCCCCAACAUUGCAAGGUUUACAAAAACCCUUCUAACACUUUCCUGAUUCCAGUGCCAAUCUCCCUCUGUACUGGGUCGGCGCUCCGCUUCCUGCAGUGUUACCCAAUGAGGAGAAGCUAAUGUGCAUGUCCGGCGUGCGCCCCAAGCGCAUUAGACUCUCCUUAUAGGAAAUAGGAAAUCCUAUUGGGAUUUAACUGACACUAGAUGUCCUCAUGCAGCGUCAGGCGACCAAGAGUAGCCUAACCAACAGCAAGUGCCUUUACUGGCUGACUGACAGCCACUAGAGGCGGUCUUAGUCCUGCAGUUUAAUCUGAAAUGAUUUAUAUUGCAGGACUAAGUGGGACUGGGACACUGCCCCCAGACCACUUCAAUGAGAUGAAGUGGUCUGAGUGCCUAUAGUGUCCUUUUAUCAGAAUAUUUUAACCAGUUCCAAAUUUAUCCAUUAAUAAAGUGAGUCUAGGGUGCCCAGCAAACUUGGAAGGAAGGAUGGAGUUCUGUGACUCAUUAUAAAAGACUACUGUGCUUUUCUGUGUGUUUCUGUAGGAUUUAUUCACGAAACUCUGAAUUGUAAGCCAAAGUGCAUAAUUUAGGCUAAAAUCGCCAGUCUCUGAAUUUUUUGAGUUGGAGAAUUUUUGCAGAUCAGCUAUCUUGGUCUAAAUUUAGCAGUUUGGCUUUCAGUUCACUACAAACCCAUGCUUCGUAAAUUCUUAUGUGUCUAGUGUAUUUUUCUCUGUGUGUGUCUGCAUGCUUGUAUACCCAUUCCUUCUUGACUAACAUUUGGGGCCUCUUAAGAGCUAAUCAGAUUGUAACCAAUCAUCUCUGAAUGGAGGUGUACUUUGAAAUGUUAGAAGAUGGCAAGCAUAGGAUGUCUUCAUUAAAGUGCCAAAUACUUCAGUUUGCUUGCUAAAAAAAUUACAUUUGGAUCCAUCGGAAAGAGCACGUGAGGAUCUUCUCAGAGCAUGGUCCAGCAGUAUAAUGACUAGUAAGAAGUACCUAGCUUGUUGGAGUGAAAUUUUUAGUUACAAUUCGAAUUAUUGAUGUAGCACCUACAUAUUACACAACGCUGUAUAAAAGGAAACAAGACAAACGUUUUGUUUUAACAAAACAUGUGACUUAUUGGCAGGGUUCUCCAAACUUUGGCUCUCCAGAUGUAGCUGAACUACCAAUUAUUUGCUUCUCUGACUUUUUAAUUCAAAGAAUCAUGGGAGUUGUAGUUCAGUAACAUCUGAUGGCCCAGUGUUUGGAGAACCAUGACAUAUGGAAACAGUAGGUUUACAUUCAUGCUGUCAUGUGAUGAGCGAUACACUUUGUUGUGCCACUCUGUUUAAUAGAUGGCAAAUAUCCAGUUUCAAUAUUAUUUUUAACCCAUUUCUAGCAGGCCAGCCCUUUUUUUAACUUCUCUUAUUUUGUUUCUCCUCAUCACUUGUAAAAAAUAAAAAAAAAUAAAAAAAGCAGUAACAUUCAUGAUAUUGUUAUCUGCUGCUGGAACACAUACUCAUAGACUUAAUAUUACCAAGUUUAUUUAUACUGUACAGAAUAAAUGGGUAAGAUCCCUAUAUACCCUUGCAUGUUUUUAUUUGAACCAUUAGGAUCUUAUUCAGCUCUGUGUGUGUUUAUAAAUCCACACAGCAGCUAUAAAACAUUACCUUAUUUUACCUUGCAAUGAUUGCCUAAUUGUGUACGGGAAUGAGGUAGACAGAGCUUGUCAGUGAAAGGUAUUUCUGCCAUCUUUUACUUCUGGUAGUUCUGCUCAGAGAAAUCAUCCUGUACUUCAGUUUUUUUAAUAUGGUGACAGAGCAAGACAUUUGGAUAACUGGAGAACAGAUGUCGAAAUCCUCUCUCACAGGGUAAUAAAAUUCACAUGUAAAGGCUGACAUUACCUGCUGGUCCUAAUAAGAAUUGCGUUAAGGCUGCAGUUAUACGUUGAGUAGUGGGUACUGCGAGUCUGGUAAAGCUGUGUGCCUGCAACCUGUCACUGUCAUCCAUGCAUCUUUUUAUCACAGCAGCAGUGGACAGGACAGGAGAACCAAUGUUUUUGGCAUAACGCUCAAAAUACAGUGUGAUAGAAAUGUCUUCCAUCAUUGACUCUGUGAAAUUGGUGUGGGCUCAUUGUCUGUAGUGUGUGUGUGUGUUACCUGUGCGUAGUGUGUAGUCUGCUAGCAGCAUGUAAUGUUCUGGGUUUGUGGUACAUGGUAUGCCAGUGCAGACCACAGUAAAACUGGCUUGUAUUCCUGGCACUCUCUCACUGAGCGCAAAGGCUGGGAAUACCGGUGGCAGAGCGUCUGCGCUCUGACUCAUUAGUGAGCUCUGGACUACAAGGCAGCAAUUACAGUAGUCUGCUCCCACCAGAAGUGCAGACCACUAGCAUGCCACUUGUUCUUGCCAGGGCUAAAAUAAUAAAAAAAAAAUUAAAAAGAAAAAAACAGCCUGCCUGUUUGGUGCCUGAAAGUGCAUGUCCCAGGCAUUGAGUUAUACAAAUUCCACAUCCAUGAUGCUUGCAGUAUUUGCCUGUAACCUUGUCUAGUGGUUCCCAAACCAGCCGUCAAAGCCCACCAACAUUCCAGGAUUUAACCAUUCUCCAGUUCUGUUCCAGUGUGUUUACUGACACAACUGUUUUGUUCCUUAAGGACUGGGAUGGGAACCACUGGUGGAAUGCAAUGCUGCAUAUAUCUGUAUAUAUUUUAUUCAACUCUUACUGCAGUAGCAAGAUUUUAACACAAAGUAUAAUGUAAUUUUUAUUGGAAAUGAAUAAAUACUAUAAACUUUGUAGAAUGUAGAAAUGUAGGCUUCUAAAUAUGCAUUGAAAGGGAUACUCUAAAUACCAAAACAACAUUAAUUUAAUGAAGCAGUUAUGGUGUAUAGUAGGGAUCGACCGAUAUUGAUUUUUUAGAGCCGAUACCGAUACCGAUAUUCUGUGAACUUUCAGGCCGAUAGCCGAUAUAAUUUGCCGAUAUUCUGUACAUUUACCAUUUUGGAAAAUAAAAACUAUUUCUAAAGGUAAAUGCACAAAAUAUACAUGCCACGUGUAGUGGAUGCAGUGUGACAGGGGAGCUGUGUGUGUGUGUGUAGUGGAUGCAGUGUGUGUUUUUGUGUAGUGUGUGUGUAGUGGAUGCAGUGUGUGUCUUUGUGUAGUGUGUGUGUAGUGGAUGCAGUGUGUGUCUUUGUGUAGUGUGUGUGUGUAGUGGAUGCAGUGUGUGUCUUUGUGUAGUGUGUGUGUAGUGGAUGCAGUGUGUGUCUUUGUGUAGUGUGUGUGUAGUGGAUGCAGUGUGUGUCUUUGUGUAGUGUGUGUGUAGUGGAUGCAGUGUGUGUUUGUGUAGUGUGUGGGUUGUGGAUGCAGUGUGUGUUUGUGUAGUGUGUGUGGAGGAUGCAAUGUGUGUUUGUGUAGUGGAUGCAGUGUGUAUUUGUUUAGUGUGUGUAGUGGAUGCAGUUUGUAUUUGUUUAGUGUGUGUAGUGGAUGCAGUUGUAUUUGUUUAGUGUGUGUAGUGGAUGCAGUGUGUAUUAGUGUAGUGUGUAUAUAAUGAAAGCAGAGUGUUUGUGUAGUGUGUGGGUAGUGUGCGUAAAGUGAAUGCUGUAUAUACUAAAUGCAAAGUGUGUGUGUAUAUAAUGAAUGCAGAGUGUGUGUGUAUUUGUGUACUGUGUGUAUAGUGAAUGUAGUGUGUGUAUAUAAUGCAGUGUGUUUGUGUAGUGUGCAUUAUAUAAACACACUACGCAAAUACACUGCAUUAUAUACACACACUAUGCAAACACACUGCAUUAUAUACACACACUACACACACAAACACUGCAUUAUAUAAACACUACACAAACACACACACUGCAUUAUAUACACACUACACAAACACACACUGCACAAACACACUACAUAAACACACACCGAAUUAUAUAAACACACUACACAAACACACUGCAUUAUAUACACACACUACACAAACACACUGCAUUAUAUACACACACUACACAAACACACACUGCAUUAUAUACACAGUGUGUUUGUAUAGUGUGUGUAUAUAAUGCAGUGUAUUUGUGUGCAUUGUAUACAAACACACACUAUACAAACACACAUUGCAUUAUAUACACAGUGUGUUUGUGUAGUGUCUGUGUAUAUAAUGGAGUGUGUGAGGGGGAAUUUUUUAUUAAAUUAUUUUUAUAUAUAUAUAUUUAAUUAUUAUUUUUUGUCCCCCCUCCCUGCUUGUUGCCUGGCCAGGGAGGGGGGAUAUAGCAGUCCCUGGUGGUCCAGUGGUAUUGGCUCACCUCCCAGCAGCUCCUCCAGCUCCGCAGUGCAACUCUCGCGGCCAGCGUGUCGCGCUGCCAUGGUGACCCAUGGCAACGCUCUGACGGCGGCGGGUCUCGCGAGAGUUGCACUGGGGAGCUGGAGGAGCUGCUGGGAGGUGAGUAAGCGCUUGCUCUCCGCCCCCCCAGGACCGCCGGGCUUGUAAUGAGCCUGGCGGUCCCAGGAGGUAUUAUCGGCAAUAUCGGUAUCUGAAUUGGCCGAUACCGAUAUUGCCGAAAAUACCGAAUAUCGGCCGAUUAUAUCGGUAAAACCGAUAAUCGGUCGAUCCCUAGUGUAUAGAUCAUGCCCCUGCAGUCUCACUGCUAAAUCCUCUGCCAAUUAGGAGUUAAAUCAGUUUUUCUUCUGUUAAUGCAGCUGUAGUCACACCUCCAGGGCUGUGACUCUCACAGUCUACAUGUAAAAGUUUUUCAUUUUCAAUCAGUCCGUACAGUGUGUUCAUUGUAGAAGUUUUUAUCUCCUGCUCUGUUAACGGAACUUAAAUGACACACAUUAGACUCCUGUAGGCUCUAGUAGGCUAUUAGAAUUUCUAUGCCUUGCAAAGAUUUUUAAAUAUGACUGUUUACAAGUGCAAACACGGUUUACUUUGGUAAUAAGGGGUUGUGAUAUUACGAUAUUGCACAUUGUUAUUACCAACACAUGUUCACGAAACCAUUGUGUCUUUUAUUCUUUUGCAGUGGAUACCUCAUGGGCUGAAUGUAACAUUUGCCUGCACCAAAUACUCUAAUAAAUUGCAGUAAUAAUCAAGGAAGAAGAAUUACGGCCGCUUGUGGCAGAAAGUGUGGGACUUUAAGUAUGAGAGAUGACCAGAAAAGCGCAAUCUUCCUUAAAAGACCUAGCUUGUCAGCAAAAAAAUAUUUUUGUAGUUGUUUUUCACUGCUUGUUGUGUCCAUAUUUGGUUCAGAAUAAAAUAAUCCUUUGUUAGUUAGCAUUGUUUUUAAUGCACAAUAAGAUUUACGAUUUGUACAUACUAAGGGGGACUAUUGGGAACUUAACUUUGCUUAUCUUUUGGGAGCUGAUCUGAUUGGAUGAAAUCGUAAAGCAUGAAUGGCACAACUUCCACCAUAACGAUCAUUAUAAUAAUAUAAUUUAUAAUUAUCACCUGAUUAAUCCAUUUGUAGAGGUCAAAAUGAAAAGAAAUUCCACAUUUAUUUAUUUUUGAGAAAAGUUGUUUUUUUAAACUUUAUUUAUCACAGUCCCUGAUUUAAAUAGUUUUUCAUUAUCCAAAUUUAAAGUGCUUUUCUUUUUCUUCCCAACCCAGUCUGUAAUUGCUCGGAAGGGUUUAUUGCCCCCCUUUCUUCUCCCCUAUGGUCAUAAAGUGUUAACUCCAAAGUGCUCGAAUUUCCUGAUCACAGAUCAGAGAAUUGGUUCCCUGGUUCUGAAAAUACUGUUUGCUUCAAUUAGAGUUUUGCCAGAAAUAAGCCCGUUUUGUACAUCACCAUUACAAAGUAAAUUCUUUCAAAGUAUGAGAUUUAUUGGGUCUGCAUAUUGGUAACAAGCUGUGCUGUUUAGUUUAUUUUUUAAAAAGUGGUGGUUUUUUUUCCUUCUUCUUUUUUGACAUGCUCUGCAGGAGGUGGUAUGUAAAUCAAACCUAUGCGGUGCCAUACAUGCGCAUGCUUGUCUGACACAAUGUCUGAGUGGACAUGCGCUUGUAUGCCAUGACUUGAAGUUGCCCAACUGAGACUGUUCUUCUAUUUCCAGCUAUCACGUUCACAUUGCCUCUUCAGUAUUAAAAAUGUAAAAAAACAAACAAAAACAGACAUCCCCCCUCAGGGACAAGUGGACAUUGUGGAGCAAACAGCAUCCAUCUUGUUGGGUAAAGGCAAAAGAGGUAUGUAUUUGCUGCAGCUUAACCAUGGUAGACAAAUUAAAUGGUGCGAUACAAGAGGCAGCUGCAGGUGGCCAAAUCAUUUUGCUCAUCAGCGAGCAAAAUAAACAAGAACUGUCUCUAUAGCCAUGGUGAUCGCAUGAGCCAUAAUCGAUGCACCGUCUUGAAAGGUAACGUUUCAGAGUUACAUUGCAGGCGUCCCUAUCAGUAGCAAAGUAGAAUUCAUUGAGCAAGUAAAGACUAUCACUUCAACAAUU
This is a messenger RNA of Pelobates cultripes (western spadefoot toad), 13621 nucleotides long. Lineage: Eukaryota; Metazoa; Chordata; Amphibia; Anura; Pelobatidae. The record is from the annotation of a GenBank genome assembly.